CAAGAUUUGGCUUAAUCUUCGUCUUGGUCAUCGUCAACAUUGUGGUAGUGUCAAGUUGCCCCACAAUUAUUGAAGGAAAGUGGAUGGUAAUUGGAAACAGCUGGAAAAGAUUGGCCUACAACUAUUGAAGGAAAGUGGAUGCAUAUUGCAGGCUUCCUUUUGCUUUUACUCGAAAAACUGAUCAUAUAUUCAGGACACAGCCGACUCCUUUUAACUCACAAGACACAGCCUCCUUUUUCAGUCAAGUUUACAGCAAGCAUUUCCGUAUCCAUGGCUGCUCAAAUCCGUUGGAAUUAUGACGUCUUCUUAAGUUUCAGAGGUGAAGACACUCGCAAAACUUUCACCGAUCACCUCUACACCGCCUUGAGGAAUGCCGGAAUUUGCACAUUCCGAGAUGAUGAUGAUCUUCCUAGAGGGGAGUACAUCUCUACCAAACUGCGCAAAGCUAUUCAAGAAUCAAAGGUUUCUAUUGUGGUUUUUUCAAAAGGAUAUGCUUCUUCCAGUUGGUGUCUUGAUGAGCUUGUAGAGAUCGUACGUUGUAAGAAUUCUAUAAGCCAAACUCUUCUUCCCAUAUUUUAUGAUGUGAACCCAUCCGAUGUGCGAAAACAAACCGGAACUUUUGCCGAAGCAUUUGCUGGGCAUGCAGACCGGUUUCAAGCAGAGAUGGAGAGGGUGCACAAGUGGAGAACAGCUCUUACCGAAGCUGCAAACAUUUCUGGCUGGGAUCUCCAAGACGUUGCAAACGGGUAUUAUAUAUGUUAUUGUCUCUUGUGCUUUUUAUGCAACGUUAUUAUUAAUAUUUUAUUUUAUUUUUUGUCUUUUGUUUUUCUUUUAAAUGUCAAUCGAAAAUUGAUAAAAAUUAAAUUGAAGUUUAGCUAAAAAUAGAUUGACGAUUUAACUUUAUAUGACUACUGAUCCACAUUUAACUUGGUUAUAGAAAAAGUAAUACGAGUUUUAUAGUGACAGGCAAUUUUGGAUCUCAGAUCAAAUCUUUAAGUUAUUUUGAAAUUAAACUCAAUUAUUUUCACGGAAAAAGAUCUUGAAACUCAAACAUUUAGGGUGUGUUUGGCAAAAGACUUGAAAAAAGGGAGUGUAUUGGAACUGUAGAAGAUUUGAUUGAUGUGAGAAAAAAAAGUAAGAACGUUUUGUAUUAAAAAAGUAAAAAAAAAUUGUUUUGUAGUGAUUUUUUUUAAAUAAUAAUAAAAAGUGAUUAAUGUGAUAUAAAAAGUAAGAAUGUUGAAAUUUAUUUUGAGAUGAAUUUUUUUGGUCUUUGGGUCCAUUCCCGUCCAUGUUAGUUUGUGAUAAAAUUAAAUGGGUGGUAGGCAAUGGAAAUUUGAUUUCCCUUUGCUUGGCAUCCUGAUUGAUCCCUAGUCCAUAUGUUUGCCAACCUUUUUGUUUUCAGUCUGAAAAAUAAAUACAUCAACUAGCAAGAUAAAAUGCCCCUGAAAAUACAAAAUACUUUUUAAAUACCUAUCUUCUUCUCUGGUUGUAGGAAUAU
Messenger RNA from Corylus avellana, 1498 nucleotides. The record is from RefSeq and is a predicted model, not a curated record. NCBI's taxonomy places the organism in Eukaryota, Viridiplantae, Streptophyta, Magnoliopsida, Fagales, Betulaceae.